Messenger RNA from Arvicanthis niloticus (Nile rat), 2212 nucleotides. RefSeq names its product NPR3 like, GATOR1 complex subunit (gene Nprl3). Gene Ontology annotation, cellular component: GATOR1 complex. Gene Ontology annotation, biological process: positive regulation of autophagy; TORC1 signaling; cellular response to amino acid starvation. The record is from RefSeq and is a predicted model, not a curated record. Lineage: Eukaryota; Metazoa; Chordata; Mammalia; Rodentia; Muridae.
UGCGCGGGGGCUGUGGCGCGCCGCUCGGCGAAGUCUCGCGAGAGUGAGCGCCGUGGCCGAGGCGCCGGCUUCCUCUGUGUCCCUGAGGGCCCGGCGCCUGCCUUCUGCUUCUGCCCACUGUCGGUGCUCCCCACGCGAGUUCCCCUUGGGCGCACGCCGGGCUCCAGCAGGAUGGGGGACAAUACCAGCCCUAUCAGCGUGAUCCUGGUGAGCUCUGGCAGCAGGGGCAAUAAGCUGCUCUUCAGGUACCCCUUCCAGAGGAGCCAGGAGCACCCGGCGUCCCAGACAAAUAAGCCACGUAGCAGAUACGCUGUCAACAACACAGGAGAACAUGUUGAUGACCAGGAUGGUGACUCCAGGUUCUCUGAUGUUAUUCUGGCAACAAUUUUGGCAACCAAAUCUGAAAUGUGUGGCCAAAAAUUUGAACUGAAGAUUGAUAAUGUCCGGUUUGUUGGGCACCCAACACUGCUGCAGCAUGCUCUGGGGCAGGUCUCCAAAACAGAUCCAUCUCCAAAGCGGGAGGCACCGACUAUGAUUCUUUUUAAUGUGGUGUUUGCACUGAGGGCCAAUGCUGACCCGUCAGUGAUAAACUGUCUACACAACUUGUCCCGGCGCAUCGCUACUGUCCUGCAGCAUGAGGAGCGCCGCUGCCAGUACCUCACUCGAGAAGCCAAGCUGAUCCUCGCACUUCAGGAUGAGCUGUCUGCUCUGGCUGAUGCAAAUGAAGGCCCUCAGUCCCCAUUCCACCACAUCCUACCCAAGUGCAAACUGGCUAGGGACCUCAAAGAAGCUUAUGACAGCCUGUGCACAUCUGGUGUGGUACGGCUUCACAUUAACAGCUGGCUGGAAGUGAGCUUCUGUCUGCCCCACAAGAUCCACUAUGCAGCGUCAAGUCUGAUCCCUCCUGAGGCCAUUGAACGGAGCCUGAAAGCCAUCCGCCCGUACCACGCCUUGCUACUACUCAGUGAUGAGAAGUCGCUGCUGAGUGAGCUUCCCAUUGACUGCUCCCCGGCUCUGGUGCGAGUGAUCAAGACGACAUCUGCUGUGAAGAACCUGCAGCAGCUAGCCCAGGAUGCUGAUCUGGCCUUGCUGCAGGUCUUCCAGCUUGCAGCUCAUCUGGUAUACUGGGGCAAGGCCGUCAUCAUCUACCCACUGUGUGAGAACAACGUCUAUGUCCUGUCUCCCAAUGCCAGUGUGUGUCUGUACUCCCCGCUAGCCGAGCAAUUCUCCCGCCAGUUCCCGUCACAUGACCUGCCAUCUGUCCUGGCCAAGUUUUCCUUGCCCGUUUCUUUAUCGGAGUUCAGGAGCCCUCUGGCCCCCCCUGCACAGGAGACCCAGCUCAUCCAGAUGGUGGUGUGGAUGCUGCAGCGCCGGCUUCUCAUCCAGCUGCAUACCUAUGUUUGCCUAAUGGCCUCACCCAGUGAAGAGGAGCCCCGGCUGCGAGAGGAUGAUGUCCCCUUCACAGCCCGAGUUGGUGGCCGCAGCCUCAGCACACCCAAUGCUCUAAGCUUUGGCUCCCCAACCAGCAGUGACGACAUGACCCUUACCAGCCCCAGUAUGGACAACUCCAGUGCAGAGCUGCUCCCUAGUGGAGACUCACCACUGAACAAGAGGAUGACAGAGAACCUGCUGGCCAGCCUCUCAGAGCAUGAGCGGGCUGCUAUCCUCAAUGUGCCUGCAGCCCAAAACCCUGAGGACCUCCGCAUGUUUGCCAGGCUCCUUCACUACUUCCGUGGCCGCCACCAUCUGGAGGAGAUCAUGUACAACGAGAACACACGGCGCUCCCAGCUGCUCAUGCUCUUUGACAAAUUCCGCAGCGUGCUGGUGGUGACCACCCAUGAGGACCCCGUUAUUGCUGUCUUCCAGGCCCUGCUCACAUGAACCCGGGCAGCAUGCCUGUGUGUGCAUGGGAACAACCUCCUCUGCCGCAGGGUUCCUGACGGGCCUCAGGAGGACAGGCAACCCCAGCCUGGCAGAACUGCUUCCUGUUUCAGCCUCAGUCUGCUCAGAGGCAGCUAUGGGGCACAACCAUUGCUGGGCUUUGUUUUUUCUUGACACAGUCUUCUGUAGCCCAGACCUCAUACUUGCCAUGUAGCUAAGGAUGACCUUGAACUCCUGAUUUUACUGCCUCUGCCCUCCAAGUGCUGUGAUUACAAAUAAGUGCCAUCAAUGUCACUUUAAAAAAAAUAUAUUAUUUAUUUAUUUUUAUUUA